AUACAUAAUUACAAAAAUCAUACAAAGACACAGAAGAGAGAAAUACAGAAUAGCAACUUUGAUAUUAUGACACGACAUGAGAUGAGUUAUAGCUGUCUUACCCCGAGGGCUCGCUCGCUGACUUCAUCUAGACCCUGAUGGUGUGUUAUCCCAGUUUUCCAGAGAGCACUUGAACGCAGCAUUGAUCCCCAGAGCCGGGCGCUGAGGAGCUGCGUGGGAUUCCAGUCCAGCCUCCACACACGCGUGUACAGAGUUUCUUUUUUUUUUUUUUUUUAGUAGUUGAACACAAACAGACGAACGACACCGAACUGUCGAGAAUGUGACAGCAUUUUUACUCCUUUUACUUUUUUUAAAUUUAAAUUGUAGAAACCUCGUCGCCAAACUUUGGCGCAUUUCUGUGUGCCUGCGCGACCGUGUGGACGAAGCCAUGGAGCCGAUAACAAAGUGGACGCAGAAGCAAGUCAUCGACUGGAUGAGAGGUUUGGACGACAACCUGCAGCAGUAUGUCAGCAACUUUGAGCGGGAGAAGAUCAGUGGAGAGCAGCUCCUGAAGAUAACGCAUCAAGACCUGGAGGAGCUCGGCGUGGCCAGGAUCGGACACCAGGAGCUGGUGCUGGAGGCCGUGGAUCUGCUCUGCGCUCUGAACUACGGGGUCGAGACGGACAACUUGAAGAAUCUGGUGGUGAGGAUGAGAGCCGCGGCCAGCAGCCUCCACGUGGCCACGUCGGGCCGCAGGAAGAGCCCCGCGUACGACGGCAGCAUCUCGCGCAAGCCGGCCAACGACUUCCUCACCUCCGUGGUCGAGCUGAUCGGCGCCGCGAAGAGCCUCCUGGCUUGGCUCGACAGGACGCCUCUCAUCGGGAUCAGUGACUUCACGGACACCAAGAACAAGAUCAUUCAACUCUGCCUGGAGCUCACCACCACGGUUCAACAGGACUGCAGCGUCUACGAGAUGGAGGAGAAGAUCCUGGAAGUUUCUAAGAUUUUGAACAGCAUCUGCGAUCAGACCGUGAGAACCACCUCUGACCCCCUGAUGAGCCAGUCGGCCUGCUUGGAGGAGGUCCAGCUGACCGAUAUCAAUCCGGGAGAGGGUCUGGGGAUGUACAUCAAGUCUACCUAUGAUGGGUUACAUGUCAUCACAGGAACUACAGAACAUUCCCCUGCAGACAUGACCAGAAAGAUCCACGCUGGAGACGAGGUGAUCCAGGUCAACCAGCAGACAGUGGUGGGCUGGCAGCUGAAAAACCUGGUUUUCAGACUGAGGGAGGACCCCAAAGGUGUGGUCCUCCUCCUUAAGAAGAGGCCCACGGGCAUAGCAGGUUUCACCCCCGCCCCCCUCAAGAACAUGCGCUGGAAGCCCCCAGCACAGCAGAACAACUCCUCCCCGGUCACGAUCCAGUCCCCCUGCGGCUCGGCGAACGGAUCGACCAAGAAGGAGAAGUCGGCCAUCCUCAACUUGUACAUCCCCCCUCCGCCUCCAAUGCCCUACACGCCACGAGAGGAGAGAGCAGACGCCUUCCGCAGCGUUAGCAAAAAACCCAAGGGCUCCGAGUCGCCCAACUCCUAUCUGGACCAGGAGAGCCGAAGGCGCUGCACCGUCGCAGACUGCGACAAGCUGAGCGGCGGCUGCCCCAUCGAGGCCAACGUGAUCCUGCCCAGGAUGCGGGAGCAGAAGUCCUCGCGCGCUAAGCCCCGCCCCCUCUCCAUGCCGGUGGACACCUGCCUCGGAGUGGUGGAUGCCUACGCCAAGCCCUGGAACCAGGGGAGGAAAGGUGAGGACCUCCUGUACAGGUACCUGAGCAACGAGAGGAUCCCCACCAUCGCAGAGGAGGUGCCCUCGGUGUCGCCGCCCUACAGGCCCGCGGGGGAACGUCAGCUGGUCCGGGUGGACCACAUCAGGGGCAGCCGCUACUACUCCAACUCCGACCUCCACAACAGCUCCACCAUCCCCUACCAGGAGGGCAUCAAAAAGGCCCCCGUCGGCCCCACCCCCAAGCGCCCCGCGGCAGAUCGCUCACUACUGGGAUCUGACUGGCACUCUAGCAGUGACUUCCUCAACCGGUAUAAUCAAACACAAAUACGAUCCUGGUCCUUCUCUCAGGCAGCUGCCUUCCCCAUAUCUGUGCCCCCGUCUAUGGCUGCCGAUGACUACAACCCUGUCUCCCUCCGCCACAAGUCCAAGAGGAAGACCCGAGGAGGCGAUGGCACGAUGAGCAGGAGACGGAUCUCGGUCAAAGAGCUCGGCGCCCCCGACCACCAGGGCUGGUUGUACAGGAAGAAAGAGAGCAAAGGCUUCCUGGCCAUCAAAUGGAAGAAGUACUGGUUCGUGCUGAAGAAGACGGCCCUCUACUGGUACACCAACCAGCUGGCGGAGAAGGCUGAAGGCUACAUGGACCUCACCAACUUCACCAUCGACAGAGCCAUCGAGUGCAAGAAGAAACAUGCCUUCAAAGCGUGCCACCCACACGUCAUGAUGUUUUACUUUGCUGCCGAGGGCCACGAGGAGAUGAACCUAUGGUUGAAUAAGCUCGGCCUGGCCUCCAUUAAAUACCAGCCAAUGGAUCCAAACGCCGCAGUCGAGUGUUACAGUGAAGCCAGUGACCACGAAGAAGCCGAGAGCACAGAGAUCCCCCCCCCACCGUACUGUGAACAAACCCUGCGGGACUCCGUGGACUCAUCCGGUCCGCCAGGGUCCUCCAAUCGGGAUACCCUCCCUCCCCCCUACUCGCCCGCGGCCCCCGGCGAAGCCAACGGCUCGCUCUCGUCGCCCGUCAGCACGAUGACGUCACAGAGCUCCGCCUCGUCGCUCGCCAAGCAGCGGCAGUCCUGGUUGGACCUGGUGUCGCAGGCGGCCCCUCCCGGCGCGGAGGCCGGGCCGGUGGUGGCGGCGGCGGCGGAGGCGGUGGCGUGCUCGGUUCAAGUGCACCUGCACAGACCGCCGCGGGAGGGGGCGGGACACGGGGAGGAGCCACAGGUGCUGGGGGACUCGUCUCAUUCGGGGCCUUCGGGGACGGGGUCCCCCGAAGAGAGCCCCGCGGCGCAGGGAGAGGCUCGGGUGGCGGUUUCGGGCGCUGGAAGCGAGGGGGAUGGUGUCAACGGCUCGGAUGAGAUGGAGAAGCUCUACAUUCACCUCAAAGAGGCCAGCCUCUCCCCAAUAGGAGAUCGGAAGCCAUCUACCAAGAGGGAAUUCAGGGCGUCCUUUGUCAAACGCUGUAAAAACCACGCUGUAAACGAUAAACUUCACCUCGUCAGGACUCUCAACAGCACGUUAAAGUCCAAAGAGGCGGACCUACAGGCGAUAGAUCAGGUGCUGUCGGAACCGGGGCUUACCUCAAGAAUGUUCAGAGAGUGGAAGGACAACAAUGUGCCUUUGGUGCAGGAGAUCUGUCUCAAACUGGACCAGCAGGUGGCAUCGGAGGCCACGGAAGCUGCAGCAUCAGUCAUUGCUGCUCCAGUGGUGGAGACCAGUUUAUAAAGACUCCUCCUGACUGGUUUUACUGGGUUUGGACUCGGGAAGGACUUCACAUAUUUCGGAGGCACGCACUGCUGUUUUCCAUUGAGACUACUGUUCUGUAUCAGCAGACGUUAAAUACUAAUAGACAAGUAACUGGAUCAAUGAAGAAGUGUUUUUUAAGUUCCUAAAUGUAUAUAAUGCAGGUAUUUACAUGAUUAGCAGAUCACAUUAAAAUGUGAAAUGUGUCAUAGUAUUACUUUUACUGUUGAAUUUGGAAUGAUAGCAAAUUUUACAAGUUUUUGUUUUUACCUUGUAAUUUCCAAGAACCUUUUCAUGUAAUGUUUUAAUAUUUGAAAUGAUGGCGUACAUUGUGAAAAUGGAGCCAUUGUUGUCUUUGCAGUAUGUUUUAUGCUUUGGUUUCAUCAGUAGUGAACCAAUUUGAAGUGUUACUGUUCAGUCAAUUACUGGUGCCAUGUACCAUCACUGCCUGAUACACAUGUUUUAUACAGCAACUCUUUCAAAUUAUUGGUAAAUGUUGUUUGCCCAAAUGAAAUUGUGUCAUCAUACUUGAAAGCUGAACACCAGGGUAUGUGCUAAUUGAAUAAAUGUUGGUCACGAGUCAUAAUUUCAGUUUUCAUUUUUUUUUAAAGUGGCUAAUGGCUACAUUUGCGUUCCACUUAACCGAAACAAACUAUUUUAAGAAUGGAGAAUUCCAACCUACUCAACAUUGACAGUACCAUGCAACUUAAUAUUGUAUUGCAAACCAAUGCUGUGUACAGUCUAUUGGGACUUUAGGCUGGGUGUAGUAUGAUUACUUAGCAUUUAAACACACGAUGCGUGGGGAGGGGG
Molecule: messenger RNA, 4303 nt
Organism: Pungitius pungitius (ninespine stickleback)
Lineage: Eukaryota; Metazoa; Chordata; Actinopteri; Perciformes; Gasterosteidae
Product: connector enhancer of kinase suppressor of ras 3-like
Exons: 25
Coding region: 428-3475 (1015 amino acids)
Biological process (GO): regulation of signal transduction
Cellular component (GO): cytoplasm; membrane
Molecular function (GO): protein binding
Source: RefSeq, a predicted model, not a curated record